Messenger RNA from Macadamia integrifolia, 1776 nucleotides. RefSeq names its product geranylgeranyl transferase type-2 subunit beta 1-like. Gene Ontology annotation, cellular component: Rab-protein geranylgeranyltransferase complex. Bases 435 to 1376 code for a protein of 313 amino acids. The record is from RefSeq and is a predicted model, not a curated record. Lineage: Eukaryota; Viridiplantae; Streptophyta; Magnoliopsida; Proteales; Proteaceae. Gene Ontology annotation, biological process: protein geranylgeranylation. Gene Ontology annotation, molecular function: Rab geranylgeranyltransferase activity. The transcript has 10 exons.
GUAUCUCUUAAUUCUGUUUAAGUAGAGAGAGGGCUCUCACUCUCAACUCUCAACUCUCAACUCUCAGGGCAAAUUUCUGAUAAAUCCGUAUCUCUUAAUUCUGUUUAAAUAGAGAGAGAUUUUUAAUCAUUGUUGCUAUUAUUGAAUCAGAUUUCUAAUUGAGAUUUCUUGGGUUGGGCGACAUUUUUCGGUUGCGAAUCCAAUCUCGGUCCUGCUAAACCUUCUUUUUGGAACUUUGAAUUGAUAUAUGGGCGUUGAUUUUUGUCUCAUGUUUUGAUUCUGGAAUCAGUGAAGCCCUUUCCUUCAAUUUGGGGAUUCCAUCAAGUUCUAAUCUAAAGUUUUGUGGUCCUCUGGAUUAUUUUCUUCAGUGAUUCGUUCAUCUGCUUAGACUAAUUCGUGGGCCAGACAGUAUAUUUCUCUUUGUUGGUUCUAGAAUGGGGGAGCUGGAAGUGGAGAAACAUGUCCGCAACAUUUUGUCUGUUGAAAAGAAGAAGGAUGGUUUUGAAUCUUUGGUGAUAGAGCAUCCAAGGAUGAACGGUGCAUACUGGGGAUUGACUACUCUUGAUCUUCUUGGGAAGAUUGAAACCAUUGAUAAAGAUGAAGUUGUUUCAUGGGUCAUGAAGUGCCAAGACGAAUCAGGUGGGUUUUCUGGUAACAUUGGACAUGACCCACACUUACUGUAUACCUUGAGUACCGUGCAGAUUCUCACCCUUCUUGACAAGAUAGAUGUUCUCGACAUUGAUAAGGUAUCAAACUAUGUAGCUGGGUUGCAGAAUGAAGAUGGAUCCUUUUCUGGGGACAUGUGGGGUGAGGUGGAUACCAGAUUCUCUUAUAUUGCAAUAUGUUGCCUCUCGAUAUUACGUCAUUUGGAGAAGAUCAAUGUGGAGAAGGCCGUAGACUACGUUGUGAGAUGCAAAAAUUUGGAUGGUGGAUUCGGAAGCACACCUGGUGGGGAGUCUCAUGCAGGGCAAAUCUUCUGUUGUGUGGGUGCCCUUGCAAUUACAGGUUCUUUGCACCACAUUGACAGAGACCUCCUAGGGUGGUGGCUAUGUGAGCGGCAAGUUAAAUCUGGAGGUCUAAAUGGGCGGCCUGAGAAGCUUCCAGACGUCUGCUACUCGUGGUGGGUUCUUUCUAGCCUGGUCAUGAUUGACAGAGUACAUUGGAUAGACAAAGAAAAGCUUGCAAGAUUCAUAUUAGACUGUCAGGACAGAGAAAACGGAGGAAUUUCAGAUAGACCUGAUGAUGCUGUUGAUGUUUUCCAUACAUAUUUUGGGGUUGCUGGACUCUCGCUUCUUGAAUAUCCAGGGUUGAAAGCCAUAGAUCCAGCUUAUGCUUUACCUGUUGAUGUUGUGAAUAGGAUCAUCUUCAGAAAAUGAGGAUUUGUCUCGGUGAAAGUAUUUUUACGACAUCUAUGCAUGAACAGAGAGGGCUCAUAUGAUUUUUGUGCCAAGGAAUUCAACAAUUUCACCAAUGACCAACCCGAAGUUUUGAAGUUCAAAGCAAGCUGAGACUGAAAAUGGAAAUGGUGGUAAAAUCAUCUUUCUGCUAAUCCUAUUUAUGUUGAACACAUAAUCGCGCAGUGAGAAUGACCAUUGCCAAUUGAAUCACACAAUAUGGUUGCUUCUACUACAAGGUUCAUUUUAUGGAGCACAAUUGUUUGUUUGGGACCAUUGCAAAAACAAAGGCUGAAAUGUGCAAUGAAGGAUGGGCAUAUGACACAAUUAAAGCCCCUAAAUUUGACAUAUGAUCAUUACAUAAGGUCCUCUUUUCCGUUUA